Parnassius mnemosyne (clouded apollo) is the source of this 5319-nucleotide messenger RNA. Lineage: Eukaryota; Metazoa; Arthropoda; Insecta; Lepidoptera; Papilionidae. The record is from the annotation of a GenBank genome assembly.
AUGACGGAAAAGGGUGCAGGAAAAGAUAGACGCCUUAUGCAAAUUAAAUUGUUAGAAGCUAAGCGUCAAUUGUAUUUCUCUCAAAUAAAUAAGACUUUUCAACUAUCAUCGAAAACAGAUGAAAAAUCACGGCAUAAUUUCUUAUCACAAGCUCGCGCCGUCGAUCAAUUACGUAAAGAGUUUGUAACUUUGGUUGAUGAUAUAAAUUUAUUAAAUUUGGAAGUAUAUCCCGAUUAUAGUAUUAAUUACCAGCCGUUAUCAGCUUUUGACGACUUAUAUUAUUUUAUUAAGGAUAUCCUGAAUAGUAUGGAGAGACCAAACCCACAAUCGCAAGCCGUCACACAUGCAAUUAAUCAGGAACAUACUAUUAAGAUUCCUCGUAUUGAAUUGCCUAUUUUCGAUGGUGAGUUACAAAACUUUCCUUAUUUUUACGAAACGUUUAAACGUGUUAUACACGAAAAUAAAACGUUAACGGAUUCGGAACGUAUUCACUAUUUAAUGAGCCACCUUUCCGGAAAAGCAAAACAUAUAUGUGCUGGUAUAAUCCCGGCGGCAGAUAAUUACGUAAUUAUUUGGCAAACUUUACAAGACAAAUACAAGGAUAACAGAGCUUUAGCUACGACAUAUCUAAAUCAGUUAUUUGCAUUAAAGAAUAUUAACGGUCCCUCUGCAAUAAAUUUAGAAAAUUUGGUAGAUAAAUACGCGGCCACGAUCGCAGCACUCAAACAACUUAAUAUAGAUAAUUUAAGUGACUUUAUUUUUGUUUACAUGGGCCUAAAGCUUGUAGAUUCCGAUACUGCGAAGUGUUUCGAAACAACAGUUCGUAGUCAAACGGACAUGCCUAAAUACGACGAGUUUGUUAAGUUCUUACGAGAACAGGUAAAAAUUUUGUAUCGAACCAGCACUUCAUCACAAACUCGUGGCAGUUCCAUGGCACCGCAUCCCAACUCUGGUAGUCGCCCAUCUAGCUCACGGGCUUUAACCGUGCCGCCACGCGUCUUAGUCUCCACGCAGCAGACCCAAGGUCGUACUAGGCCAUGUAAGCUUUGCAACAACACGGCGCAUACGCAUCUCUAUGCAUGUAAACCCUUUGCUAACCUUUCGGCUGCCGACAAAUUUAAAUUCGUUAAGGACAAUCGUUACUGCGUUAAUUGUUUGAGUAACCAACAUACCUCUUUUUAUUGCAACUCAAACACUUCUUGUCGCAAGUGUAAUGCCAGGCAUCACACGUUGCUUCAUUUUGGAAAUGAACCAUUUGCGGCGCAGUCUUGCACCGCCACUGUAGCCGUGAACGAGGAACAUGAUACUAGUGAAAUACUGAGCUCACUAGAACUUGAAGAAGAGUCCUCCUCCGAUCAAGUGCGUGACGGUUAUUUGGUUGGAGAAGGAAAUCCAGAAGUGUCGUAUUGCUCGUUGUCUUCUACAAAAUGCGAUUCAUCAUCAACAACGCAAGUUCUCGCAACCGCAAAGGUUUAUGCCACCGGUCGCGAUGGUCGCGAUGUAAUAGUUAGAUGUUUACUGGAUCCUGGUUCCCAGAAACAUUAUAUAACAACAAAAUGUUGUUCAAAACUACAGCUAAAGGUCGAAUCUAAUUCGCCUGUAACGGUGAAGGGAAUAGGUGGCUCAUCACAGAUAGUCAAGGGGGCGGCAAAUAUUUCUUUUCGAUCUCGAUUCAAUAAUACAAAAUUUAAUAUUCAGGCUCUAGUGUUAAAUCGAAUCACUAGUAAUAUACCAACGUGUAAUAUCGAUACUAGAUUCCUUGAAAAUCUACGUAGUAUUCCCAUGGCGGACGAUGGCUGGGGUAUGCCAGGAGAAAUAGAUUUAUUAAUCGGUGUUAGUCUUUUUGCAGAGAUGCUACGACCUGGUAAAAUUAUCGGGGAACCCGGUUCUCCGGAUGCGCUUGAGACCGUUUUAGGAUACAUCGUUCUAGGAGAUGCUCCAGCGGUUAUCCAGGCUCAAGCCCCAGCAGUCGUAGCUUUUCAUGCUAUUUCAACAUCUGAGGUCGAGACUCUAGUUAGGAAAAUGUGGGAACUCGACGAAAUUGAUCCUAAGCAUAUCUUUAGUGCUGAUGAUAAAAUAUGCGAAGAAAAUUAUAGCAAGACUGUCACGCGUGCUACUUCCGGACGCUACGAAGUAGCAUUACCUUUCAAAUUCAGUCCAGAUCUUCUUGGUAAUUCUUUGGAAGUUGCUGGGCGUAGAUUUUUGCAUUUAGAGCGUAGGUUUACUGCUCAGCCCGCUCUAAGAGAGGCGUACGAUAGUGUAAUCAAGGAUUAUAUAUAUCAAGGUUAUUUGUCUCCUAUUGAUACAGCCGAUAAAGAUCCUCUGCACUUUUACAUGCCCCACCACGCUGUUCUUAGGGAAGAUAAAUUAUCGACACGGAUUCGACCUGUCCUGGAUGCAAGUGCUAAGUCUAGUAGCGGAUUUUCUUUAAAUGAUCUUUUAUAUGCCGGUCCCAAUCUUCAACGCGACCUUUUUACAAUCCUAAUGAAUAUGAGACUAUUACCUGUUGCCAUCACAGCUGACGUGAGGCAGAUGUAUCUUAGGAUAGGCGUCCGUAAGCAGGAUCGACGUUUUCAGCGUAUCUUAUAUCGCUUCAGUCGGAAUGACAAUUUAGGAGGUGGUUCAGAUAUUCAAAUUCCAAUAAAAUCAUUAGAAUUCAAUAGAGUAGCCUUUGGACUAAAGUGUAGCCCAUUUUUAGCUCUUCGCACUGUCUCGCAACUAGUACAGGAUGAGGGUCACCGUUUUCCUAUAGGUAAAGAAGUCGUGCAGAGAGAUCUUUACAUGGACGAUAUAGCUAGCUCACUGAUGAAUUCCGAUCGAGCUAUUUCUGCCUUUCAAGAGUUAAUCGGGCUAUUUAAGGCUGGGGGCUUCGAUCUAGUCAAAUGGAGUAGCAAUAGCACAAGGGUACUUGAAUAUAUUCCUGAAGAUUAUCGCUUGUCGCAAAAUGUCGAAUUUCACAAGGACGAUACCUUGAAAAUAUUAGGUCUUUACUGGCGUCCUCAUGAUGAUGAGUUCGCCUUCAAGGUAAUUUCAGAUGAUCGCCCUUGCACUAAGAGAAACAUUUUGUCCUCUGUCGCACGUUUGUUUGAUGUUUUGGGCCUGGUAGCACCUGUAAUUUUGUAUGCCAAGCUUUUAAUCAAGGAGCUUUGGAUUGCUAAAAUAGACUGGGACGCUGAUCCCCCACAACGAAUUACACGACUGUGGAAUGAAUUCCGACGGGAACUUCCCCUGCUUGCCCAGAUGAAAUUUCCUCGGCACCUUGGAGUGGUUCAUGGCUGUUCGGUAACAAUUCUGGGUUUCGCUGACGCGAGUGAAAAGGCUUAUGGCGCCGCAGUUUAUAUUCGAGUAGACGUCAAACAAAUUCAGACAACUGUCAUUUUGUCAUGCGCAAAGUCAAAGGUUGCGCCCUUGAAGGUUGUUUCAUUAGCACGUCUGGAAUUAUGUGCAGCCUUGUUGCUUUCUAAAUUAAUAAAAAAGGUUUUUGAAAUAUAUUCGAGUAGAUACCCAAUUGAUUCGGUGUUAGCAUUUUCAGACUCGACCGUAGUGUUAAAUUGGAUUCACUCUUCUCCGCACCGAUGGCACACGUUUGUUGCCAAUAGAGUCUCCAAAAUCCAGGACAACUUACCAUCGGAUCACUUUUACCACAUCAAGGGUAACGAAAACCCGUGCGAUUGUUUGUCCCGUGGAUUAACUCCUACACAACUUAUGAAUCACCCCCUGUGGCUACAGGGGCCUCCUUGGGCCCAUUUACAAAAAACCGAAUGGCCAAUAAAAACAUUUGUGCCAAAGGAAUCUUCCGACGCGCCGGAGCUUAAGUCUAUUUCCCUAGUAAUAAUAAAACCAAUCGAAGAACCUUUUCUUUAUAAGCUAGCACGUAAUUACUCUUCGUGGCAACGGUUCCUUAACGUGGCAAGCUACAUAUACAAGUUUAUAAGGAAGCUACCUCUGGGACCCAUAGUUGAGUCAGAUUUGGAAUUUACGGAAUUAGAAAUUAUGAAGGUAAUACAGUCAAUACAUUUUAGUGAUGACCUUCAACGUUUAGAGAAAGGGGGAUGUCGUUCUCCAUCUAUUAAAAAAUUAAACCCAUUUCUUAAGGAUGGCGUAUUACGCGUAGGUGGCCGUUUGGCAAACUCAGAGGAGAGUUUUGAUUUUAAACAUCCUAUUCUCCUUCCUUGUAAGGAUCAUGUGGUAGACUUGCUCAUACGCUCAUACCACUGCAAAUAUUUACAUACAGGACCAGGGUUGCUAUCUUCUGUACUCCGUGUUAAAUACUGGAUACUAUCUGCUAGACGUGCAAUUAGAGCCAUUAUAUCUAAAUGCAACGUAUGUUUUCGAUCUAAGCCUCAACCUGGGUUCCCUAUGAUGGCUGACCUCCCUGAACCUCGAGUGAGAGCGGUUGUCAAAGCCUUCGUCCAUACUGGAUGCGAUUAUGCCGGCCCAGUCCUAGUAACACCAUAUCGUGGUAAGGGUAUAAAAAGCCGUAAGGCUUACAUCUGCUUGUUUACAUGCCUUACUACACGAGCGGUGCAUAUUGAGCUCGCAAGCGAUCUCAGCACAGCUUGCUUCUUGGCAGCCAUGAAACGAUUCCUAGCUAGACGGGGAUCGGUUCAAUGUUUUUAUACCGAUAACGGAACUAAUUUUAUUGGUGCCCGAUCUUAUCUUCGCGAUUUGUACGCUUUUCUAAAGAAUGAAUAUAAACCAGUGUGGGAAAAGCAGUUAGCAGAAAGUCGUAUCCAAUGGAAACUGAUUCCUCCUAAUGCUCCACACUUCGGUGGUUGCUGGGAAAGUAACAUCAAGUGCAUAAAAACCCAUUUAUAUAGGGUCAUCGGCCAACAAAUUCUAACCUUUGAGGAGCUUCAAACAGUUUUAAGCCAGAUUGAAUCCAUAUUGAAUUCACGACCACUUACAGUUCUCAGCUCUGAUCCUUCAGAUCCAGCAGCUUUGACGCCAGCUCAUUUUUUACAUACCGUCCCGCUUGAUUUCCUGCCAGCACCUGAUAUCGAUGAUUCGAUUCCGCAUCUUCUAACUCGAUAUGAACUCUUAGACAAGUUGGUACAGUCAUUCUGGAUGCGAUGGAGGAGAGAAUAUCUUCAUAGCCUACAAGCCCGCCAGAAGUGGAACUCACCAUCCUUCCCAGUUAAGGAAGGAACGGUUGUUGUAGUAAUACAGGAUAACAUCACGCCCUUACAUUGGCCCUUAGGCAUUAUAACACAAACCUUUAAAGGUAAGGACGACGUUAUACGUGUAGCAAUGGUAAGGACUAAGCACGGUACUUACCAAAGACCAGUGGUUAAAUUGUGUCCAUUACCAACUCAGUAA